This is a messenger RNA of Aphanomyces astaci, 1031 nucleotides long. RefSeq lists its product as hypothetical. Gene Ontology annotation, molecular function: serine-type exopeptidase activity; dipeptidyl-peptidase activity. Gene Ontology annotation, biological process: proteolysis. Lineage: Eukaryota; Oomycota; Saprolegniomycetes; Saprolegniales; Verrucalvaceae. The transcript has 3 exons. The coding region runs from base 1 to 591 and encodes 196 amino acids. The record is from RefSeq and is a predicted model, not a curated record.
AUGCUGGGGGACAGAAAGCCGAAACCACUUGGCGAAAACGCAGACUGGGCCAAGAAGAACAAGGCUUUGAUUGUGAGCAUGGAGCAUCGUUUCUACGGCAAAUUGCAACCGUUGCCUGAUUUCUCGACGGAAAGUCUUAAGUUUUUGUGCGCCGAGCAACUCCAGCAAGUGAGUCACCUUUGGGGGAAGUUACCCCAGCAAGUUGGCCGGAUAGGCCAAGCUCAAGCACGGCACCCGGUUCGCUGGGGCGGUGUGCAUCAAUGCUGUGAACGACUCGAUUCGCUCAAGGCGGUGCACAGCCUCUUGUCCAGCACCAAGCCCGACGACAUCGCCCAGCUAGACACGCUCUUCAAGCCGUGCAGCCCCAUCCUCAAAGAUUCGAGUCGCGCCGUGUUGGAAGCUGACUUGUACUACCCCUUCGAAGGGCUCGCCCAAGCCAACGACUACUCGUCGUACGGGCUCAUGGCAGCGUGCGCUGAUUUCAAGGCGGAGGGCAAGUCCCCGUUGGAAAAGGCUGUCGCGUUCUGCACGAGUCUCAAAUGGGCGACAGUGAGUGCAACUACCAAGCCAACUUUAUCGACCCCAAUGUGACCAGCAGCACGGUGGUUUCGAUCACGAUGCCUCAACCGCCUGUGGACGUACCAGACGUGCACGGAGUUUGGGUUUGGCCAAAACUCUGCGUCCACCAAGGGCAUCGUUUCGGCGCUUUCCUACUCGACGUGGACAAAGCGUUCACAGAAGUAUCCAAGCAAGCGUACAACAUCUCGACCGCGCAAACCGAGUCGUGCAUUGCCACCAACCGCGAAAAAAAUUACGGCACGCUUUCGACGUAUCUGGAAAACGUCGUGUUCCCUGCUACAACGUCGAAGGCUAGCAGUAAGCACUCUCCCCCAGCGACGCCACUAUCUUGGUGAACUCCAAGUCCAAAGUUGUCGACAUCAUUGGCACGAUCCCACUGCGGGGACAUGAGCGCCCCGUCCGCGUCUGACAACGCGUCCUUGGUGUGGGCCACUGCCAAAAUUGACGCCACC